AUGGAUUUAUCUACUACCAUCAAACAAGCAACCAUGCUGAACCAACUCGUGGAGCUGGAAGAGCAAUUUCCAUUAGACGAGUUUGAACGCAAUAUAAUGUUUGAGCAAAGAAUUAAAAUCAUUUCCCGCCUUAUCGAAUGGGGUCAAGAGAAUGAAUCCCUUGGUAUAGAGGGAAGCCUAAGCGACUCGUGGACUCCUGAAGCGAGGCAGAGACUGAUCAACGAUUGGAGCGAUGACAAUAUUCAAGAGGGUUAUGGAAAACGAAAAUUGGAUGAACUAUACGGAGAAGAUGAGGAAGACAAGGAAGUAAGGGAUGAUUUACCUUUUUUUACCGUAAAACAAUUGAAACAAGUCAAGGUUAAAAAGUUUGCCACGACAGGCCUAGAUUAUGACAUUCAAUUCACCAAUACUGUUUCCAAUUUGGAGCUAUGGCAAUAUCAUAAUCGCCUCCAUGAAAUAUUUGAAAGUUUACUGGAGACAGUGACAAAUGGUGUGCCGAUGCACGAUCAGGUCCGUUUCGUUUUGCGUUCGUCUCAAUUGGAAUAUCCAAUAUCUUUACCUUUCAUGCCCCGAGAAAGACUAACAUCCGAACGAGUUUUAACCGAAAUCGAACGUGUGAUUCAGUCUAACCAUGAGUUUCGACUUAAUGAUUCGGUUAAUGUUAAUAUUGUGCAUGUUGAGAUGCCUAAUGGGGGGACAGGAAACAAACGUAAAGAAAUCAAUUUAGAUAAGUACCUAUCAAAUAAACGCUCAAUUGUCCGCAUUAAAAACAGUGAUAAGAUUUGUUUGGCGAGAGCGCUUGUGGUUUCCAUAGCAAAACUUGAAAAUGAUCAACAAUACGAUAAUAUAAGAAGAUCGGAUAAAAGCACAUUACAAACACGAUUGGCACACGAGCUGCAUGAGAAAUCUGGUGUUCCUGUAGGGGGGUGUGGUUUAAAUGAAGUUAAGCAAUUCCAAACUCAUUUAAAUGAGUAUCAGAUUAAUAUUGUUUCGAAGGAACACCAGAAUUGUAUUAUUUUUUCCGGGCCGGAUAAGGAAAAAAGAAUUUACUUGUAUUUGCAUGAUAAUCAUUACGAUGUCAUAACCAGCAUGCCUGCGUUUUUUGCCAGAAAAAGGUUUUGUCACACAUGUAAGAAAGGAUACGAUAAGUUACAAGAUCAUUUAUGCGGGGAUACUUGUAAAUUGUGCUAUUCUCAAAAUUGUCCGAUUGUUUCAUGGGUUCGGUGUAACGAUUGUAAUCGUUAUUUCAAAAGUCUGGAAUGUCUUCAUAAACAUAAACAAAGUAUAGGGAAUGCAAAAACCAUUUGCGAUUCAUUGGUUAAGUAUUGUAGCUGUCAGGCGGUAAUUAAACGAAGCAAAAUAAGACCCGAACUGCAUAACUGCGGACUUGUUCGUUGUGUCGUGUGCCAAAAAUACGUGGACGGUGAGAACCAUUUGUGCUACAUGCAAGCCGACAGGGCAAAAACCUCUCGAACGGUGGAUUCUGAGUCUGGCGAACAUUUAGACAAUGAGGCCCACGAAGAUAACGAACCCAGCGAAGAUAACCAACCCAGCGAAAAUGAUAGUGCUUACAAUCAACUGCUAUUUUUCGAUUUUGAGUGUACCCAAGAAAGUGGCACGCAUGCUCCAAAUCUUUGCGUAGUACAUGAUGAAUUAGGUAAUGAAAACAUCUUUCGGGGAGAACGUACAAAAGAAGAUUUUUGCGAAUGGUUAUUUCGGAAGGAGAACGCUGGCAGUAUUGUGAUAGCUCAUAACUUUCAAGGCUAUGACGGCUAUUUUGUAUUGAAAUACUUACAUAAACAAGGAAUUGUUCCUAGUGUUAUUUUACGUGGAGCCAAACUUCUUACAAUUAACGUGCCAAUGUUUAAUAUUAAGUUUAUUGACUCCUUAUGUUUUAUUCCGAUGAAACUUGCUAACUUUCCAAAAACGUUCGGAAUGACUGAACUUGCAAAGGGUUAUUUUCCUCAUCUUUUCAACACUGCCGAGAAUCAAACGUAUGUUGGGCCUAUACCACCAAGUGCAUUUUAUUAUCCUGAUGGCAUGACUCCGAGUGAGAAAGAAAAGUUUUUAAGUUGGCACGGUAAUCUACAAGAAAACAAUUAUGUUUUUAACUUCCAAGACGAAAUUUUAAAAUAUUGUCGUUCAGACAUUGACAUUUUGCGACGUUGUUGCAUGGAUUUUCGAGAGAUGUUUCGUGAUGUAACCAGUAUCGAUCCUUUCGAAAAGUGUUUGACUAUUGCUUCUGCCUGUAAUUUGGUUUUUAGAAGAAAAUUUCUUCGCGAGGACACGAUUGCUAUUAUACCCCCAAACGGUUAUACAGACCACGAGACAAGCAUUCCAUUCUUGCGCUUAAGUGGCUAUCGUACACGGCUGAACAAGAAAAUAUAG
This is a messenger RNA of Dendronephthya gigantea, 2388 nucleotides long. RefSeq lists its product as uncharacterized. Lineage: Eukaryota; Metazoa; Cnidaria; Anthozoa; Malacalcyonacea; Nephtheidae. The record is from RefSeq and is a predicted model, not a curated record. Gene Ontology annotation, molecular function: DNA binding; DNA-directed DNA polymerase activity; nucleotide binding. The transcript has a single exon. Gene Ontology annotation, biological process: DNA replication. Bases 1 to 2388 code for a protein of 795 amino acids.